CGGAUGCAGCCAAAGAGCCACCAGCCAACUUGCAUUACUUGCCUACCUAUCUUCUCCAUACUUUCCGUCACCACCUCAAUUCCUCUUAGAACAGACAUAGUUCCAGUUCUUCUUGCAUUGAAUAUAUCUGCAUGCCGGCUCUAACAAAUCUCGACGUGAUCGCGCUCGUCGACUCGUUUCCCUACCCGCACGACGCGUCCGCGUAUUCCGCCUCGCUAGCCCAUCUGUACAAGUUCAUGAGCCACGAUCUGAAAGGGAACCUGGGAUAUGUGUUGGCGUCCACGAUUGAGAAGUUGAGGGUGUAUCAUCCGGAGAAAUUGGUGAUUGAUGAUCUGGAUCAGACGAUCAGCAUUGCGCCCGCGUUUGACACGUUCGAGAAGAGGACGAAGAUGAUGGCUGAUCUUGCGCUGGAGUGGAGGAAAGAAGGGAAGUUUGAGGUUCUAAAAGGCUGGCGGGAAGAGCAGUACGCGGUGUACUAUCCCUCGCGCGAGCUCUACUUCACGUUCGAGCGAUCCGCAUGCUCUGUCCUCGGCCUGGUCACCUACGGCGUCCAUAUAAUCGGCUACAUCCCCGCCACCGACACGGCCCCGCUACGCCUCUGGGUUCCGCGCCGAUCAAAGACAAAGUCGACGUACCCCGGCAUGCUCGACAACACCGUCGCCGGCGGCAUCGGGUAUCCGUACGGUGUCUUUGAUACGCUGAUCAAAGAGUGCGGUGAAGAGGCCGGUUUUGACGCGCAGCUUAUAAAAGAGCGGGCGAAGAGCGUCGGCAGCGUGAGUUAUCACUAUCUACGCACUGCCGCGGCAGGCGGCGAGAGCGGGUUUUUGCAGCCGGAGGUGCAGUAUACGUAUGAUCUCGAGCUGGACGAGAGCUCGCCAAAGCCGAAGCCGGUCGAUGGCGAGGUCGAGGAGUUUUAUCUGUGGGAUGUGGACACGGUGCGGCAAGAAAUCGCGGCGGGAAACUUCAAGCCGAAUACGGCGCUCGUCACGAUCGAUUUUCUUAUACGCCACGGUAUAAUAACUGCUGAGAACGAGCCAGAUUUCCUGGAAAUCGUGUCGCGAAUGCAUCGGCAGAUCGAGCAUCCUCUCAAGUAAUUUGAUGCUCAAAGGCAGAUAAUAUAGAUCUCUUGCAUACAUAUCAAACUUUGUCGCUCAAGAAUGACUAUUUGUUGGAUGAUCGUAGCGUGUAUAUUCCCUGA
Myxozyma melibiosi is the source of this 1198-nucleotide messenger RNA. RefSeq names its product NUDIX hydrolase domain-like protein. Gene Ontology annotation, molecular function: 8-oxo-dGDP phosphatase activity. The coding region runs from base 132 to 1094 and encodes 320 amino acids. The transcript is spliced from 3 exons. Lineage: Eukaryota; Fungi; Ascomycota; Lipomycetes; Lipomycetales; Lipomycetaceae. The record is from RefSeq and is a predicted model, not a curated record.